AUGGCAGCUCGACGUGUUCAGGCUCCGCUUCGAGAGCUGACUCGCAGCCUAUAUACCCCUAGUAGCAGCUCUUCCAGUCGCACUGCUGCUCUUGCGUCAUCCGCAUCCGCAUCCGCAUCCAGCUCCUCAGCCUCUCCUUCAACUUGCUUGUCGCAGGCUCGCACUUUCGCAUCGGCUGCAUCCAUGUCAGCUUUGUCCUCUAUUUUUACAUCAGCGUCAGCAUCAUCAUCAGCAUCCUCGAUUCCCGGAAGAGGAAGCGAUUUCCGUUCGUCUCCCGCUCUCGGCACCAGUGUCACCGGCGACAGCGUCCUCUCUCACUUUUCCUCGGCACCAUUCUCCUCCACAUGCUCCGAUCUCCUCGGCGGCAACGCAGAGAUUGCACUUCGAGCCCUUACACACGAGUCCUAUUUCAAUGCGCGCGAAGGGCACAAUCGUCGGCUUGCAUUUGUAGGACGCAGAACCUUGAAGCUUUUCACCACGCUUUUCCUGCACUCGCGCUUGCAAACGCUUACGAAAGGUGAUGCUGCCCACAACUACAUCAGCCGCCUGCUCGAAUCGCCAAAUGGUGUUGACUCAAUUUUGACCACACACAGACUUGGCCACAGGGUUGGAAAGGAGCUUGGGCUUGAAAAAAUCAUGCGAUGGACACCAGCCGUGUCUGACGGUCAACUUGGAGCAAGAGAAACGGGCUUGUUCAAGGUCAGAGGUGUCGCUGUAGAGGCUGUCGUUGGUGCAAUCUACCAUCAAAAGGGCGCAGCAGAGGCGUCCAAGUUCUUCCAGAGCUUCAUCCUGCCCUCUUUGUUGCACGAUGGCUUCCCAGCUCCAGUCCCAGAGCAACUCACAAAAGGCAUCCUUUCGACAGCAAGCAACGACGCUUAA
Ustilago hordei is the source of this 879-nucleotide messenger RNA. RefSeq lists its product as uncharacterized. Gene Ontology annotation, molecular function: structural constituent of ribosome; ribonuclease III activity. The coding region runs from base 1 to 879 and encodes 292 amino acids. NCBI's taxonomy places the organism in Eukaryota, Fungi, Basidiomycota, Ustilaginomycetes, Ustilaginales, Ustilaginaceae. The record is from RefSeq and is a predicted model, not a curated record. Gene Ontology annotation, biological process: RNA processing; mitochondrial translation. The transcript has a single exon. Gene Ontology annotation, cellular component: mitochondrial large ribosomal subunit.